UUUACAAAGGUCUAGGGUGACAUCUGGUGUACUGACUGUGACCAGCCUUAAAUCUCAUUAUUGCCAUUUGGAACGUGCGGCUGAAAACAAGAUCUAAAAAGGCUUUUCCGAUUAAUUCACAGCUUAUUCUGUCUCUUGUUUCAGAGGGAAAAGAAGCUGAUUUAGUAAUUGAAAUGGAUGCAAUACUAAAUUACAGUUCAGAAGACACUGAAGAUUUCUACAUGCUGCUGGGAUGUGAUGAACUGUCUUCGGUUGAACAAAUUAUGGCAGAAUUUAAAGUCAGAGCCUUGGAAUGUCACCCUGACAAGCAUCCUGAAAACUCCAAAGCUGUGGAGACUUUUCAGAAACUGCAGAAGGCAAAGGAUGUUCUGACAAAUACGGAGAGUCGUGCCCGUUAUGACCACUGGCGCAGGAGCCAGAUGUCGAUGCCAUUCCAGCAGUGGGAAGCUUUGAGUGACUCGGUGAAAACGUCAAUGCACUGGGCUGUCAGAGGUAAAAAAGAUCUGAUGCUGGAAGAAUCUGACCAGCCUCAUACUGACAAGAUUGAAAAUGAGGAAUGGAACAAGCAAAGAGAAAUAAAGAAAGAGGAACUGGGUUCAACCACAGAGAAAAUGGAGCAAAAAGAAUCCCAGUCCUUGGAGAAGUCAUUCUGGCCACAAAAUCCCGAUUCUCCAAGUUUUUCAGAUGGGAACUCUUGGCACCUUCGUUUCCGCUGGUCUGGGGAUGCUCCAUCAGAACUCCUGAGGAAAUUCAGAAACUACGAAAUAUGAAAAGUUCCUGCUCAAUUGGAGAAAGAGAAAGCAAGACCAUUUCCUGUGUUGCCAACAAGGCUUUGUUUAAAUCUUAUAAAUGUUACGUUUCUCUGUCAUUUUUGUGAAUCGCUCAGUACUGAUUGGUUCCUCCAUCCUUUAAACCCAUUCAAUCACAAUGUGUUUUUUAAAUGAGAAAAGCUUCAGACUAGUUUCUUUCAAUAUUUGAAUACAUUAAAGCUCUUAGAUCCAAAGUUAGCUUGUAUGGUGUGUAUUUUCCUGUUAAUGUUUCUUGUAGAACUCUGUUUUAAAAAGCUAUCUCUGUAUUUAAAUAAUUCAUUGAUAUACCAUAAUCUCUCUUAGUGCUGGUUGUAUAAGAAAUGUUUUCUGACUCUUGACUUAAAAUGAAAUGUGAAAUUACUUGUCUAAACCCCAUAGAGUGAAAUAAAUCACUUCCCAAAAUUCACAA
Molecule: messenger RNA, 1218 nt
Organism: Mustela lutreola (European mink)
Lineage: Eukaryota; Metazoa; Chordata; Mammalia; Carnivora; Mustelidae
Gene: DNAJC12
Product: DnaJ heat shock protein family (Hsp40) member C12
Exons: 5
Coding region: 174-770 (198 amino acids)
Cellular component (GO): cytoplasm
Source: RefSeq, a predicted model, not a curated record